AAACUUAAUUCAGGAGGAGACUUUUCUGUUUGUUGUGUUAUUGAAAGUGUAUGAAACUGAAAAUCCUUUAAUUUUGUAGAAUUGAUUAAAUGUUGCUGUAGCAAUGAAACAAAGUAAAAUCAUGAAAGCACAUUAUUUUUCUAUGUUUGCUCAGUUGUAUACCUUUUGAACAUACAGAGUCUUGUUGGAUACUCACCAUAGUCAGCAACCUCUGCUCACUGCAGGAUUUAAAUAUAAUCAUGAAUAUUUCCUUUCUUCUGUUUUCUGCUCUUCAGUUAAGGUUAUCUUUGGCAGUUGUGUCACAAGGGUUUACAAGAAUUCAAGCACCUGAAGAAGCUCUAGAGCUAAAUGUGGUUCAAGGAAAACCAAGAAAAUCUAGCCUAGAAUGUGCUUUUGCUUGUCUAUCCGUUAUCGAGAGCUUGAACGACGAGACAUAGAGAAAAUGGAGACGUUAGGAGGAAAAAUAGAAUUGUGGCUAGUUGCUCAACCAAGAUGCAGUAUUCUUGAAGAUCCGCCAAAUGGCCGGUUUGAUUGCUACAUGAACAUUACAUUAGGAGUCUAUUGUGAAAUUGAGGGAAAUUCUGCAUCUUGGAACAUUACAAUGGAAGACUUGAACUGUAUUCCUGCUUUUCAUAUUGCAGUCAUAGGAGGCACGCUGAAUCCGACUGAGACUAAAUCGACAAUGGGAAGCAAAAUUUUGAACAUGCAAAACGAGAACAAUCCAGUUGUUAAAGAUAUAAACAUCAUAGGAAGUACCAAUACGUUUAUGUUCACAAAACCGGCAGUCCAAUUUUUCAAGGGAGCUAUGAUAACAAUGGGGGGUUCUUUAACAAAGUCAGGACUGUACAUUUACACAGGAACAAUACUUGAGAAUGGGGGUAGCUGGUCGCCUUCCUUGUAUGAAACCCCUCUUUCAGUUGUGGUCCAUGAUAGGGUAUACUUAAUAGCUGGAUUCUGCAAAGAUUGCAUUCAUGGAUAUAUGAAAGAAACUACGGGAUAUCAAAAAUAUCUUGAACCAAGAAUUCCCUCUAUUCCUGUUUUUUCUAAUUGUGUUAUGAGGUAUUUAGAUAAAUAUUUGUUAAUAAUAUAUGGAAGUUUAAAGUCCCCUACACUAUAUAACGUGAUUACAGGCGAAUACACAUCGAACAAAAUUCCAAUAUACCCAGAUCAAGGAAGGCUCGACAGUCUUUAUAAUUUUGCAUGCACGACUUUUAUGGAUAAGAAUACUGGAGAAGAACUGAUAAUAAUUUCCGGAGGAUAUAUUAAUGCCGCUACUCCUGUUGCAGGAGGUGUUCAUGUCUUUACUCCAUCUUUAGGGUCUUGGAAAACUAUAUCUCAGUUCAAUCAUCCCAGACGUGCUCAUAAUGUUGUUGUAACAGCAAAUGGAGUCUUUGCUGUUGGAGGAAUUGGGGCGUUACCAGGAGAUAUGAGUAUGAAACCGAUCGAAAAGUUGAAUAUGGCAACUAUGAAAUGGGUAGUAGUAUCAAAUCUACAAACUGGAUACGACCAAGGAGUUCUUGCAGUCCCAGGCUCAAUUCUCUAAACUUAUCUUUGCUCAAGCAAAGGAGGUUAAUAAAAGAUCAAUUAACUAUAAGUUAAACCUAUUUGUGUGUAUCAAGUUGGGAUCAAGCAUUGAUCUCCAUAUCUUAAUAGAAAUUUUGUUUUUCGCUUAUAAUUAUUUUUUUUUCAUCAUUACUCCUCAUUUAUAGGUGAUCUUAGUUUAUUAUAUUUAUCGAAAUAUUUUUAUGUUUUUAUAAUUCCAAGUUACUUUCAAUACAAAGAGGGGCAAGCCCACGUAGAUCCAGGCUGCUUUGAAAGUUGCAUCAAUUUUCUUAUAUUUCGUCUAAUUUUUUUUUUGUGCUUUUGGCUCUUGGUAAAUUUUAAGCAUCAUGAACACACUUUUUACCGUGACGAUAUCAUUUUAAUUAAUAAUUUCAAAAUUAAAAAGAUACUUCUGUCUUUUUAAUAAUAAAAGUUGAAGGAUUUAUUGCUUGCUUUCUAUUUUCUACUCCUCAAAUAGCCCAUAUGAGUGAACACAGCAUUUCCAAAGCUUUUAAAAUUUGCUUUUUAGAAGAUGAAAUUAAAUUCUAGCUUGCAGGCAAAACAUAGUACAGAAUUACAGUUUCUAGCCAAUAAACGGUUUUGUUUAAGUUAAUAGAUAUUACCUAAAACUAUGAUAUUCUAAAUCUGUUACUGAUAUCAAUAUUAAGAAAUAAACAUUAUAAACAUUAUCUAUCUAUAUCUUUAUACAUCUGCUUAUUGCUUUUCCUUAUCCAUGCUUUUAAAUGUAUAUUUUUAUUAUAAGAAUAAUGACAUGCAAUUUAUAAUGUAUCGAUGUAACUUCUAGAAAAAUAUUCAUUUUGUUUUUUA
Eurytemora carolleeae is the source of this 2370-nucleotide messenger RNA. RefSeq lists its product as uncharacterized. Lineage: Eukaryota; Metazoa; Arthropoda; Copepoda; Calanoida; Temoridae. The record is from RefSeq and is a predicted model, not a curated record. The coding region runs from base 386 to 1543 and encodes 385 amino acids. Gene Ontology annotation, molecular function: protein binding. The transcript is spliced from 17 exons.